AAAGGCACAAAACAAUCUAUAAAAUUUGAGUAGAGAGCAAAAUUUGAAAUGUGUUAUUUUUCGCAGUUAAUAACUCCCUUGCCAUUGACUAGAGCAGUAAUUCCUUCAGUGAAAUAUAUCCAACAGAGUAUCUUCCAGAUUUUGAUUUUCUGUGAUGCUCUUCUUCAUGUUAGGCUACGUUCUCUACUUCAUCUUCUUCUUCUUCGUCUUUUCCAUCCUCACCCAAUUCGCCGCCGGAACUUCCUCCAAACCCCUCUCCUACUGGUGUAACAACACAGAAACUUACAAUUCCAACAGCUCUUACGGAUCCAACGUCGAAUCCCUCCUCUCCGAUCUCACCACAUACGCCUCCCGCGGCUACCGAUUCUACAACUCCACCGCCGGCGUCGGCAACGCCACCGCGUACGGCCAGUUCAUGUGCCGCGCCGACGUCUCAGCCACCGUCUGCGCCAGGUGCGUGAAGAACGGCGGCGUAGACAUAGAGCAGCCGUGCCCGGUUUACAAGACGGUCGUCAUCUGGUACGACGAGUGCGUGUUGCGUUACUCGGGCCGGUCUAUGUUCGGGAAACUGGACCAGACCUAUCCGGUCGUUUUGUACUCGCAGUACGACCCCAGACCGGACCGGUUCAUGCGGUGGGUGGAUAUGGCUCUGUCUAAGACGGUGAACCGCAUCACCGGCAAGAGUUUUGCGUUCGGGGAAGAUAAAUUCAACGGGAAUGAGACGAUAUACACCGCCGGUCAGUGCACGCCGGAUCUUUCCGCGUCGGAUUGCGAAGAGUGCCUGACCAGUGCGGCCCAAAAUCUGGUCGCGGAGGCUGCCAAUAGCGUUCUUUACCAAAGCUGUAAUGUCAGGUACGAGGUUUACCCUUUCUACAACGUCACCGCCGCGUUUCCGCCGCCUCUUCCUCCGCCGGCUCUUCCUCCUCGGGUCCAUCCUCCCUUGCCCGGCACACGUGCACCUUCUGGCAACAAAGGAAAUAACUCUACAAAAACAAUCACUAUUGUUGUAGUUAUCAUCAUUGGAAUUAUAAUACUUAUCAUUGCAGCCCGUUGUCUUUUGAAAAUCCAAAAUUCCAAAAAGGGAAAUGAUAAAUUACAGCAUACAGAUGUGAUUAGUAUCUUAAGCGAGGAGUUCUCCCAAUACGACUAUGGUACUAUUCAAGCUAUUACGAAUAAUUUCUCCUCUCAAAGUAUAGUUGGUGAAGGUGGAUAUGGUUUUGUUUACAAGGGAAAACUCCCCGAUGGACAAGAGGUAGCAAUAAAAAGACUUUCAAAAAGUUCAGAACAAGGCGUUCAGGAGUUCAAGAAUGAGGUUGAAGUUGUCGCCAAGCUUCAACACAAAAAUUUAGUAAAACUGUUGGGAUUUUGCUCAGAUGGUGAAGAAAGGAUACUUGUGUAUGAAUUUGUGCCGAAUAAAAGCCUUGACUACUUUUUAUUUGAUCCCCAGAAUCAACACCUUUUGGAUUGGUCAAGACGUUAUAAGAUUAUAGGAGGAAUAGCGCGAGGAUUGCUUUACCUUCACGAGGAUUCUCGUCUUAGAAUCAUACAUCGUGACCUAAAAGCAAGCAACAUACUAUUGGACACAAACAUGAAUCCAAAAAUAUCUGAUUUUGGAACAGCAAAAAUUUUUAUGCUUGAUCAAACUGAAGAAAAUACAUGUAGAAUUGUUGGGACAUAUGGUUACAUGCCCCCCGAGUAUGCUUUAUACGGAGAGUUUUCCGUUAAAUCUGAUAUCUUCAGUUUUGGAGUUUUACUAUUGGAGAUUAUAAGUGGGAUGAAAAAUCGGCGUUUCUUCCUAAUUAAAGGCACAAAACACCUCCUUAGCUAUGCAUGGGAACGAUGGAAGGAUGGCACACCAUUGGAAAUAUUGGAUCCAGCGCUUACAGAAUCCUACAAAGUAGAAGAGCUCAUCCAGUGUAUUCACAUUGGUUUACUUUGCGUUCAAGAAUAUCCAGAAGAAAGACCAACAAUGCCAGAAGUAAUGUUAAUGCUUAGUAGUUAUUCCAUUUGUAGUUGGCCAAAACCUAGUGAGCCUGCAUUUUACCGCAGUGGAAGUGAUGGGAUGCCUAUAGAGUACUCUGCACCGCUUGAUAAUGUAACUUCACUUUCUGAACCAUCUCCAAAUUAAGAUUUACUUUCAUGGAAUUGAGACUGACAUGGGCUGAGUAUAUGUAUGUAGAUGCAAAUUUAAGUUUUGAGAUGAAUAUAAUGGGAUUCAGUCAUUCAAUAUAAAAUAUUUAAAAGUACUCUGCAGAAAUUAAUGUAUGAAGAAUGAUCAUGGUAAGUAUUUAUUACUCUCCGUAAUGAACACUGGAUUUUGUUCCACCGAGC
Molecule: messenger RNA, 2331 nt
Organism: Cuscuta epithymum
Lineage: Eukaryota; Viridiplantae; Streptophyta; Magnoliopsida; Solanales; Convolvulaceae
Source: the annotation of a GenBank genome assembly